GGUGGCCAUCAAUACUCCGACGUUGAAGGUCGUCAAGUUCACGCUCGAGGGCUACGACAAGGCCGACAAGAAGAAGCUGAUGGACAAGGACGAUGCUGAGCUGCGCAAGAUCGAGCUGCAGGCCGAGAAGGCGGGGAAGUCUGGCAAGAAGUCGCGGCUCGCCUUCUCCAGGGUGGCGAUCGCGGACGACGCUGGCGAGUCUUUCGUUACCAAGGACCUCUUCAAGCUCCUCGGGGUGACCGAGGACGCGGACUCCAAGGAGGUCAAGAGUAAGUUCCGGCGGCUGUCAGUGCAGAACCACCCCGACAAAGGGGGCGACGUUAAGGUUUUCAACGAGAUGCGCGAGGCCUUCGAGGUGCUGGGGGACAACGAGCAGCGGAGGU
Messenger RNA from Prorocentrum cordatum, 383 nucleotides. NCBI's taxonomy places the organism in Eukaryota, Dinophyceae, Prorocentrales, Prorocentraceae. The record is from the annotation of a GenBank genome assembly.